This is a messenger RNA of Eucalyptus grandis, 618 nucleotides long. RefSeq lists its product as uncharacterized. Lineage: Eukaryota; Viridiplantae; Streptophyta; Magnoliopsida; Myrtales; Myrtaceae. The transcript has a single exon. The record is from RefSeq and is a predicted model, not a curated record. The coding region runs from base 1 to 618 and encodes 205 amino acids.
AUGGCAAGGGAGAUGAGAGUCCCAGAGAUUGAGAAAACUGGAAAAUAUUUGGGCAUCCCUUCUGAUUGGGGUAGUUCAAAAAAACAGAUGUUUGCAUGGAUUUUGGCUCGGGUAAAUAUGAAGUUAGAAGGAUGGAAGGAAAAUUUGCUGUCAAAAGCUGGAAAGGAAAUCCUGUUGAAAGCAGUGGUUCAUGCCUUGCCACAAUAUGCAAUGUCCAUAUUUAAAAUCCCGAUAUCUAUUUGUAAAGCUAUUGAACAAAAGAUCGCUUCCUUUUGGUGGAAAAACAAUGAAGCGAAAGCUGGCAUUCACUGGAAAAGCUGGAAUGUAAUGAAGAUGAGAAAAGAUAAUGGAGGGAUGGGUUUCAAAGAUCUAAUUACUUUUAACAAGGCCAUGCUAGGCAAGCAAGCAUGGCGAAUGGUCGACAAUCCUCCCACACUAUGGAGUCAGCUCUUUAAAGGGUUAUAUUUUCCCAAUUCCGACUUCUGGCAUGCAAGGGAGGGGCAACGAUCCUCGUGGGGAUGGAAAAGCUUACUAGUUGGGAGGGAUGCCAUAUCGAUUCGGUUCAAUGGGCAGUGGGGGAUGGACAAUCCAUUAGAAUACGUGAAGAUAAAUGGUUGA